AUGUGUCUCACUCUUACUCUCAAGUAUUUGGCGUGUGGCCACGAAGAAUCAUACGUUCGUCCAUGCGGGCGCGAUGGUAUUCGUUGCAAUAUGAUGUCAGCGCACACCUGCAAUCUAAGAGCUGAAGUGUGCCGUGAUUGUUGGAUGCUUCCUGACUUUAGAGAAACCCCUGGUUAUCAACCCGAGGAGGCAAUGACAGAAAAUGAUGUAGCACGUUAUCAGGCUUGGAAUCUGACAGCUGAAACACAAGACUUACAAGCUCACCUCCAUAGCUUACCCCUCCCCAACCUUCUUAAUCAAUAUGCUCACUUCUACUCGACGAAGAUAGUGGUAUUUGAUUUGCUUAAUCAGAGUGCUUUGGGAGUACUCGAUGAGAUUGUUCACCAUCAUUUAGUUCCAGCUUUCCAGGCGCGUGUUAUUAACGUGUUAAAUUAUGCUCUGGCAGAUGCUUCUCAAGCUUUGGAUAACGAUGAUUGGAGAAUCGCGAUGGGCUAUAGAGUCUUCAUAAACUUCGACAAUUCUAGACAUUUCACUCGUCCUGAAGACCUGCAAGCACUCAUGGACGAUUGCGGUAUCUGCCGAAAUCCUUUAAACCACCAUGAUGAAGGAGAAACGAAUCAUGCUGUAGUAGAGACAACCUGCAAUCAUAUGCUUCAUGAAGGUUGCUUGGAGCGUUGGUUUGUAUCAUCUGCUCGUGGCGACUGCCCUAUGUGCAGAAGAUUGCUUCGAGAAACGGAACUUCCACAAAUCCCUACUCGCCUAGAAAUAGAUGGACCUUUCCCAGAAUGGCUAACAAUUCUAAACAGGUGUAUACGCCCAGUUAUUCCUCGUCCCGAAACGGUCACCGCUCAAGACCUGGAACGACUACAACUCGCAGUUGUAGACGCACGCGCAGCUCUCGUAACCGCCAGAGAGGAAUUCUUAAUCACCGAUAGAAGCGUGCGCAUAGCGACCGAAGCCAUCGACACUCGCGUAUUCGUUCCUCUGGAAGAUCUCCGUACAUUCCAAGACCGAUUGCUUGAAUCUGCUGCGAAUAUCGAGGAACAAGAUUUCCGAGACUAUCAGUAUUCACUUCGUCAACAUCAAAGAACACGUCUCAUGCGCGAGAAUGUUCUUCGUGAUUGGUUGCAUAGGAGACAAGAGAAGGAUCACGCAUACGAUCUUGCUCAGUCGAGAUACUAUGCUGCUGCGAGAGCGUUGAAUAUGGCGUGGGAUGUUGUGGCAACGCUCGUUCUGGAGGAAGUUGAGGAGGCUGAGAGAGCAGAAGACUCUGAUGAUUCCGAUGAUUCUGAUGCAGGUGAGCGUGCGAUAGAACGGAGGAUGAUGAAUAACUUACAGAUUCACUAA
This is a messenger RNA of Botrytis byssoidea, 1347 nucleotides long. RefSeq lists its product as uncharacterized. The record is from RefSeq and is a predicted model, not a curated record. NCBI's taxonomy places the organism in Eukaryota, Fungi, Ascomycota, Leotiomycetes, Helotiales, Sclerotiniaceae. The coding region runs from base 1 to 1347 and encodes 448 amino acids. The transcript is spliced from 2 exons.